AUGGCCGCGUACCCAUGCCAGCGCAAUGCAUCGGUGUCUGCCCACCCAACUAUGUACCCCUCCACUGCGACCUCCAAACAAGCCACUCUCCAAGAGCGCUCUCCCGCUGUGCUCAGUCAGCCAGGUGCCCCGCAUGAACUUGCUGCGUGUUCAUCUCACUGGUCUCAGCUGUGGCUCGAUGGUACUACUGCGCCACGGGGAUGCGGAGUUCCCCUAACCUGGCGCCUAUUAUUUAAUGUGUUGAGCAGCGGGCGGAAUUGCUUCCUUGGAUCCCGGUGGAGCGAGAUCCGACUGUCAAAGCACACAACCAGGGUCGUAGAAGCAUAUAUGCGGGCGAAAGGGAAAAUCCUGGCCAGCUUUGGAACUGGCAAAUCUCGAAAUGGCCUGAUAGACCGGAACGAGGGACGGCACGAGCCGUUCCUAGCCAACCGUUGA
Coccidioides immitis RS is the source of this 435-nucleotide messenger RNA. RefSeq lists its product as uncharacterized. NCBI's taxonomy places the organism in Eukaryota, Fungi, Ascomycota, Eurotiomycetes, Onygenales, Onygenaceae. Bases 1 to 435 code for a protein of 144 amino acids. The record is from RefSeq and is a predicted model, not a curated record. The transcript has 4 exons.